This is a messenger RNA of Benincasa hispida (wax gourd), 1497 nucleotides long. RefSeq names its product GDSL esterase/lipase At1g06990-like. NCBI's taxonomy places the organism in Eukaryota, Viridiplantae, Streptophyta, Magnoliopsida, Cucurbitales, Cucurbitaceae. Gene Ontology annotation, molecular function: hydrolase activity, acting on ester bonds. The record is from RefSeq and is a predicted model, not a curated record.
CAACAAGAGUAUACAAAAAAGAAAAAACAAAAUAAACAAACAAACAAACCUGCUAUGGCUGCGGCUAACUUCAUUGCUCUGGCAGUGCACAUGAUUUGGCUGCUUCUUAGCAAACCAUGCAAUGCUGUAGAGCCUAAAACUUCACGAGCUUUUCCUGCGAUUUUCAUAUUUGGUGAUUCCACAGUUGAUACCGGUAAUAACAACUACAUCCUCACCUUGUUCAAAGCCAAUUACAAACCAUAUGGCAGAGAUUUCCCUGGCCAGAUUCCCACAGGAAGGUUCUCCAAUGGAAAACUCGUUCCUGAUAUUCUGGCAUCCUUAUUAGGGAUAAAGGAACUAGUUCCUGCAUUUCUAGAUCCCAAGCUAUCUGAUGAUGACCUGAGAACCGGUGUUAGUUUUGGGUCAGCAGGGUCUGGUUAUGAUGAUCUUACUACUACUAUAUCCGGUGUCAUUCCAGUGCUAAAGCAGAUUGAUCUUUUUGAGAAUUACAUUCAAAGACUAGAAAGAAUUGUGGGUGAAGAGGAGGCUAAAACGAUUCUCAGUGGUGGUUUGACUGUUGUAAGUGCAGGAACUAAUGAUUUCCUUUUUAAUUUCUAUGACAUUCCUAGAAGGUCAUUGGAGUACGACAUCAGUGGUUACCAAGCCUUUGUGCAUGGCAGGCUACAAAGUUUUAUCAAGGGAUUGUAUCAGCUUGGAUGUCGCAACAUGCUUGUAGCAGGGCUUCCUCCAAUUGGUUGCCUGCCUAUUCAAGAGACUUUAGCAUUCCAGGAUCCUAAAAAUCGAAAAUGUGUGGAACAUCAAAACUCAGAUUCCCAAAAUUACAAUCACAAGCUCACCAAGUUACUGCACGAUUUACAAGAACUACUUCCUGGAAGCACAAUUCACUACGUUGACAUUUACAAUCCAGUGAUCGACAUAAUUAAGCAUCCACAAAAAUACGGUUUCGUACAAACUACAAAAGGGUGCUGUGGUACCGGUUUGGCGGAAUCAGGACCCCUGUGUAAUCCAAAGACACCAACGUGUGAGGAGCCUAAGAAAUACUUGUUUUGGGAUAGUGUUCAUCCUACUGAAUCAACCUACUACUUCGUUUCCAACUCCAUUCUCAAGCAACUCGGCUCCUAUCUGAUUCAGAAUCGAUCUUCUCCCUAAGCCGUCUACGUAAAUAGUCUAAACAUUCCCCAUUGGGGCAUCGGACAGUAGAAAUUGAAACAUGUUGUUUGAGAUUUCCUAGUUCUUGUGAAAAUAAUAUUGUUCUCGAUUCAUAAGCAGUACAAAAUCAAUGAAAAUUUGUAAAAAGAACAGUUCGAGAUCCCUUAUGGUGAAGUAAAUGGAGAAUUCUUCGACGAAACGAGAUGAUCGAUUGCGAUUGCAAAGUUUCCUCAGCUCCGUCGCCCUCCAAUUUUGCCGAUAAGAGAUCAUCCAUUAUUCGUUUCUGUUGUGAUGAAACCAAAAAUACAUGUGGGAGAAUCGAGAGUAAGUUCACUUACAACAUUAGUA